AUGUGCCCAUCAUCUGAGAACGUUGAAAGUGGACAAGUAUGGAUCCAGAGCACUCUAUCCUCACUUUUCCGGAGGCCCUUGAUUCCUCUGAAGAAAAAAAUGCAAGGAGUGACAUUGGUACAUCGUUCAGCUUCAGCACUUGAAAAACCCUGUUCCUCUUCGGAGGACGAUGUGAUCAACGAUGACGUUUCUCGUUCUUUACGUCGCCUUUCUUCCUUACCUGCAGAUUUUUGCUGCUCAAUCUGUAUGAACAUCUUUACUAAGCCUUCUAUGCUCAGCUGUGGCCAUUCAUUCUGUGCAAAAUGUAUACAGCACUGGCUAAAUGAAAAUAUCUCGUGUCCAACUUGCCGAAUGGGUACGCAGCUGCCAAUCAGAAAUAUCGCUUUAGAACAGGUCGUUGAGGAGUUCAGAUUGACUCGCCAGUAUCGAAUGGCUCAUAGUUUGAAAACGAGUGGUAAACAGAACGAAGAAGGAGCUAUUCCACUCUAUCGUCGCCAAUUAUUAAGAGCAAGCCGUCGAAGAGCUCGACUAUCUGUCCUUGGUACCGAGAGAAUUGUUGAUGGACCCGGAUCCUCAAUGGAAGUUUUACCCACAUCAAGUCGUGAAGGAAGUUGCCGAUCAUUGAGUUCGCUGCCACAAAUCGGUCAUAGCGGAGAACAUGGAAGCAGAACAAAUUUCGCACCCCGUCGACAUGCAUACCGUAAUGUGCAUGACAGUUGGUCAGGUCGAAUGGGCCAACUAUAUUCCAUUUACGACAGCGAAGCUUCCGAGACAGCACCGUCAUCAGAAUUCAAAAGAGCAUCUUUGCUGAGGCGUAGCAUCUGCGCAAUUCGUAAAUCUGUGAGUCGACGACAUCGCAAACGUGAUAGUGCAAUUCCAUGCUCUGGAACUGGUAUAGACAACGAAGGUUUUGUUACCGAUGAAGCAGAAGCAUCAAAUCUCGCUCAGACCUCGAUUUCAUCUGCACCUAUUGAAAAUGUAACGAAGCCUAAGAAAUCAAAAUGGAAGCGAUUUUUCCCAUUCCGGCUCAGGAAAGUCCAUCCCUCAAAUGAUCACAGCGAAUUGUCUCCUUAUGGGCCACUGUGUGUCUAUUCGGGAUUUGGACGAACAUUUGAGCGUAUAAAUCCGGGCGAGGAAAUUGCGAUUGCUGUUUUUGGUGCACGAGGUGUUGGAAAAACUUCUCUGCUCGACAAUGCUACUCUUUCAUGUGAAGGUCGACAAAAUGUUUCACCGAUAGGUUUGACAGAACGUAUGCGUUUAGGAGGCAGGCAAAAUCAUAAUGAAUAUAGAUUUGCCCAUAUGACUAGCAUGACUGUCCGAGCACGGCACCACCAUUUCAUGGUUGAUCUCAUCGACGCUGAAUUUGAGGAUGAUCAUUCUAUAACCCAUACAUCUUAUAUGCGAGCGGCUGAUGCAGCUAUAAUUGUUUUCUCCACAGCAGAUUCUGGAAGUCUGCUCAUGGCUAUGUCCAUAAAUCGACAGCUUGCUGGCGUAAGCGAUUCAAAGAAACCAUGUGUUCUCCUUGCAAAUUUGAUUGACGACAUUCCACAAAGGUACGUGACUCGCGAAAUGGGUGAAAAGACGGCUCGUAAUAUUCGAGCUCACUAUUUGGAAGCCAGUCUGCUAGCACAAGAUGGUGGAGUCUAUGAAGCCAUCGAACAUCUUUGUCGUGCAGUCGUGGCCAAGCGAAAGAAUUCUGAUGUCAGCCACACUUGUGCUAUUAUGUGAUCCAGCUUAUUAUAGUUUGCUAUUUUUCUUGCCUGAAAACGUCUACGAAGUU
Cylicocyclus nassatus is the source of this 1780-nucleotide messenger RNA. The record is from the annotation of a GenBank genome assembly. NCBI's taxonomy places the organism in Eukaryota, Metazoa, Nematoda, Chromadorea, Rhabditida, Strongylidae.